GGUGGUGUGGUAAUGGAAUGGUAGUGGCCAGAAGAUUCCUCCAGCGAAUUCUUGCACUUGCGACACCUUGCGAUCUUGGGACACAGUAUAGGAGUAUACCUAUUCUGUGCUUGGGAUGUCAAUUUUCAGUUUAGGUUAGAUUGUUAGAUUUGGGUGUUUGGGUAUUAUUAAUUGUCUAACAUAAUUAAAAUGAUAUUUAUUUGACUCAUUGAUUGAUGAUCGUAAAUUAUCAAGUUUAGUUCUACUAGUUUUGAUUUUGUGACUAUUUUUUGUAUUGAACUUGCAUUAAUCUACACAAAUUACACACCAACUUCUCAAAUGGCAACUUCAAAAACAGCUAACACCUAUAAUCGUCAAAAUUGGGAAGAUGCUGAAUUCCCAAUUCUUUGCCAGACAUGUCUCGGUGACAACCCAUACAUUCGCAUGACCAAAGAGAAAUACGGCAAAGAAUGCAAAAUCUGCUCUCGUCCAUUCACCGUGUUCCGGUGGUGUCCAGGAGCGAGGAUGCGCUUCAAGAAGACGGAGGUCUGUCAGACCUGCAGUCGGAUGAAAAACGUUUGUCAAACAUGUCUUCUCGAUUUGGAAUACGGUCUGCCUAUUCAGGUCAGGGACACCGCUCUUCGCAUCAAGGACGACCUGCCUCGAUCUGAAGUCAACAAAGAGUACUACAUUCAAAAUAUGGACAAUGAGAUGGGCAAACUGGAUGCGACCACACCGGCCGGGAGUCUGGGCAAGACGCAGGCGGCCAGUGACAUGCUGAUGAAGCUGGCUCGCACCACGCCCUACUACAAGCGCAACCGACCGCACAUCUGCUCGUUCUGGGUGAAGGGCGAGUGUCGGCGGGGCGAGGAGUGUCCCUAUCGACACGAGAAGCCCACUGAUCCCGAUGAUCCCUUGGCUGACCAGAAUAUCAAGGACAGAUAUUACGGUGUGAACGAUCCUGUUGCUGAGAAACUGAUGAGGAGGGCGUCAGCUAUGCCAAAACUGGACUCACCAGAAGAUAAGAGUAUCACCACUCUCUACAUUGGAAACUUGGGCGAACGCAUCACAGAGAAGGAUUUGAGGGAUCACUUCUAUCAGUACGGCGAGAUAAGAUUGGUGACACUGGUGCCUAGACAGCAGUGCGCCUUCAUCCAAUUCACUCAGCGGUCAUCGGCCGAGCUGGCCGCCGAGCGCACCUUUAACAAGCUGAUCCUGGGUGGUCGCCGUAUGACCAUCAAGUGGGGCAAGUCGCAGGGCAAGCAGUCGGCCAGUGUCACUGUCAGCGAGCAGGACGCAGCCGCCGAGCCACUGGAGCCGGUGCCUGGCUUGCCUGCCGCCUUGCCAAUGCCGCCCUCCGACCUCCACGACAACUUCUUCAACCUGGGCCAGUCGGAAAUGGCUUCGAUGCCGCCUCCGCCGUUUAUGCCGCCUCUGCUGCUACCGCCCCCCAUGCCUCGACCGCCGUCGGGCUUGAGACCUCCUGGGCCACCACCCGCCAAGCUAAUGCUAGGACAAAAUAAUCCCCCCUUCUUUUUCCCGCCCCACAUGCGUCUCCCCCCUGGCAUGCGUCCGCCCCCCAUGUUUGCUCCUCAGCCGCCUCCACCACCACUCUGCCCUCCCGCACCUCCUCUCCCACCCGACAACACUCUCGCUCCCCCCGGCACUUUGCCGGCCAUUCACUAUCCUUCGCAAGAUCCCUCGCGGAUGGGAACAGCUCAGAACACUGCUUGAUGUUUAUUCUAAACUUUUCCAUUGUAAGUGUAUGUGGAAGACCGCAUAAUUUUAUCGUAAGGUGUAUAGUAAACAGCAAACUGUUCUAUUGUAUCUGUGGAAGAUCGAAGAAUACUUGCAUGUUUAUUAUAAACUGUUAUUUUGUAAGUACGCUUGGGUACUGCCUACAGUAGGCCUAUGUGGGUCUAUUGUAAACUCAUCAAAUCAUUGUAAACACGAUUUUAAUUAUGAAGUUUGAAUCAAAUAAAAGUAUUGAAUGUAGUAAACGCCA
Nilaparvata lugens (brown planthopper) is the source of this 1984-nucleotide messenger RNA. RefSeq names its product pre-mRNA-splicing factor RBM22. The transcript has 6 exons. Gene Ontology annotation, cellular component: Prp19 complex; U2-type catalytic step 1 spliceosome; U2-type catalytic step 2 spliceosome. The coding region runs from base 319 to 1713 and encodes 464 amino acids. The record is from RefSeq and is a predicted model, not a curated record. Gene Ontology annotation, molecular function: metal ion binding; pre-mRNA binding; U6 snRNA binding. NCBI's taxonomy places the organism in Eukaryota, Metazoa, Arthropoda, Insecta, Hemiptera, Delphacidae.